Temnothorax curvispinosus is the source of this 427-nucleotide messenger RNA. RefSeq names its product DNA polymerase alpha catalytic subunit-like. Lineage: Eukaryota; Metazoa; Arthropoda; Insecta; Hymenoptera; Formicidae. The transcript has 3 exons. Gene Ontology annotation, molecular function: DNA-directed DNA polymerase activity; single-stranded DNA binding; chromatin binding. Gene Ontology annotation, cellular component: alpha DNA polymerase:primase complex. The record is from RefSeq and is a predicted model, not a curated record. The coding region runs from base 4 to 390 and encodes 128 amino acids. Gene Ontology annotation, biological process: lagging strand elongation; mitotic DNA replication initiation; leading strand elongation.
AAGAUGAAGGAACACGAAUGUAAAAAGAUCACGUCAGCGGAAACUCCAUCGUUCUUCAAUACAGUGGACAAAGUGCUAAAUCUAAUGCAUGUGACGUUAAAAGAAGCAAAAUACAUUAUGACUAUAGUGAUGGAUCUCAAUGUUAUAUCGCUCGCGCUUCAAAUCAUUUGUUUAGCAGGUAACAUUUUAUCAAGGACGCUAUUAGGCAGAAGAGCGGAGAGAAACGAAUAUGCAUGUAACAACAGAUAUUCGUUUAAUUUGAAAGAUUACAUAACGCUGGAUAAGAAAAUUGAAAAGAAAGGGCGAGGCGAUGAAAAAAAGCUGCGGCGUAUGCUGGAGGCCUCGUACUUGAUCCGAAGAAAGGUUUCUAUGACAAGCUGGGACUGCUGAUGGGCUUCAAUUUUUGGUAUUGUACAAGAUGUAUUAA